AUGAAGACGGAGGAAACUUUUGCGGAAGCAGGCCCUCCGGCCUCGAACAAUCGUUCUCAAGCGAUUGCUGAACUAGCAGAGCAACAACAAAGCUGGCUGGAAAAGAAGCUCAAGCCCAAGAAAAUUACAUCUCGAUACCCGUUCAAGGGCAAGCCUUUGCUUUGGGCGACAUGUGGAUUUGGCAGCUUGGGAGAUGCCCUCUUCGGGUACAAUUCUGGCAUCAUGUCCGGCUUGCUGGUGAACUCGGUCUUCGUCUCCCGUUUUUUCAAAGACUAUGGUGGUGCGGAUGGUAGCACCGAUGCCGUCGACCCUUCAAUCACAGGUAUAUCAGUUGCCUGUCUUCAAGCAUCUGCAGCAGUGGGAGCACUCGUAGCAGGUCGACUGGGUGAUAUCAUCGGUCGCAAAAAGUGUGUUCGUAUUGGCGCUUUCAUCUACUUUUUCAGCGCCUUCAUUCAAAUGUUCGCGCCGGGAUUCGGCACUUUCGUUGCAGGUCGCACAAUUCAAGGACUGGGAGUGGGAUUCCUAUCAAUGACGGUCCCCAUUAUUCAGACGGAGAUUGCUGCGCCUCAUCGUCGAGGAUUGAUGGUUGGUAUAGAGUACACAUUUCAAAUCGGUGGUUACAUGCUGUCUUGCUGGGUCGACUAUGGCUUCUUCUUUACGUUACCAAGCAAUAUGUCCUGGCAAGGCCCGUUUAUCAUUCAGAUUGUCCUCUCGUUCAUCCUUUUAGCCAUGUCUUUCUUCCUUCCGGAAACUCCUCGAUGGCUCGCUAUGAAUGGCUUCAGCAAGGAAAGUCUUCAAACAGUUGCAGACCUGCACUCGAAUGGUGACACCGACGCCGAACAUGUUCAGAAAGUUUUUUUCGAAAUUCAAGAAGCAGUCAUUUACGAAGCCAACUUGGGCAAAUCAAGCUGGAAGGAAAUGUUCACAAGAUAUCGGAAACGAACGAUUGUCGGAAUCACGGCCCAGAUGUAUGCGCAGAUCAACGGAAUCAACAUCAUCUCCUUCUACCUUCCGAGCACUCUGUCUUCUGCCGGAUACAAUGAAAAGAAGUCCCUUUUGCUCACGGCUGCAAACUCUCUGCCAUAUACUGCCGCAACCGUCGUCACUUGGUGGCUAGCAGACCGAUGGGGCCGAAAGCCACUACUUCUCGUCGGUGGUUUCGGCAUGGCUGUCCUCCUCGCGAUUGUCUGCGUAUUUACCGAGGCUUCGCUGAGCAUCCAGACGAAAGCAAACGGCCAGUACGCAUUCGUCAUGCUCUACAACAUACUGUAUGGAUUCACCUGGGGGCCAAUGCCUUGGCUCCUACCUGCAGAGAUCUUCCCACUUCGUGGCCGGAGCAAAGGUAUGGCAUUGGCCACAACAAGCAACUGGGUCUUCAAUUUCAUCAUCGGUAUGGUGUCGCCGGAUGCCUUUGCCGGAAUUCAUGGCUACUUUUAUCUCAUAAUUGCCUUUUUCUGUCUUUCCUCCGCUGCGGUGACCUAUUUCUAUUACGUGGAAACAGCCAAUCACUCUCUUGAGGAGAUUGCUGUGGCUUUUGGUGAAAAGGCAUUUGCAAGCCCCGAUGUCGAGGUGAUGGAAGUCGCGAAUAAUGAUGCGACGAGUGAAAAGGGUCAAUCUACAGUAUGA
Penicillium argentinense is the source of this 1626-nucleotide messenger RNA. Its product is annotated as sugar porter family MFS transporter. Gene Ontology annotation, molecular function: carbohydrate:proton symporter activity. Gene Ontology annotation, cellular component: membrane. Lineage: Eukaryota; Fungi; Ascomycota; Eurotiomycetes; Eurotiales; Aspergillaceae. Gene Ontology annotation, biological process: carbohydrate transport; transmembrane transport. The record is from RefSeq and is a predicted model, not a curated record. The coding region runs from base 1 to 1626 and encodes 541 amino acids. The transcript has 3 exons.